AGGUGGAAGCUGUGUAAUUUCACUCCGAUAAUGGCAAGUGGAUAUAAUCGGCGCAACACUGGUUUUCCACGCCAGUCACGUGGAUAUGCCAGAGGCGGAGGAGGCCGUGGAAGGGGAAGACGAAAUUUUUACGGCGGAGACCGAUCGGGUCAUUCAGGCGGUAACGUCAGGUUUGGUUUCAAUUCAUUACAAAAACUUCGAGAAUCAGAUCCAGAUGAUAUUGUUCUGGAUUUAGCUUCCGAGCGAUGUCUUCCGGCGUUUCGAGAACUAUUGGGAAAGACGGACAUGUCAGAUGAAAUGAUCGAGCUCGUUUUGGAAGUGCUUGCCAUAGCAUGCGAUAGUAAUAGUCCUGAAUAUUUCAAUAAACUUCUUGUCGAACUGCCCAAGUCAUUAUUUGUUAUGAUAAGUUUAAAAGGCUAUGUAACACGAUUGUGUAUGGGGAGAAAGUCUAACCCUCAGUUGUUCAUUGAGCGUACUGUAAAACUAUUCACCAACAUCCUCAAUAGAAUACCAAGUGCAUUUGUCUCUCUUCCUUUGGGAGACUUAGAACUAGCUGUUGAUAUGUUAGCUAGGACGAGACAAGUUAGCGCCGUUGUUAUUCAGAGUGUAGAACAACUUAAAGUCAUCAAACAAGAAUCCUUGGAAAAGGAAAUACGCAAGAGAGAGCUUGAAAAUCAACGAAGAACACGGAGUCGUAAUGCAGGUUUGAGAUCCAUUAUGUAAAUUCUAUAUAUAGUCCAGCGGAUCUGCAUUGCCAUUGGUAUAUAUUGGUAAAAUCAUGCAUUUUAUGAAGAAAGCACCAAAUUUGGCACGAAAUGAUUUGAACACUGCACUUUGCAUUACGACUUUAAUAGUGUCUGUUUAUGUCGAUUAAUGUUUACUGUUUGUAGUUCAUUCAAUACCAUAUUAAAGGUCAAAAAUCGGACAAAAAUGUCCAUUCCGGUCAGGUGAGGUGAGAUAAAGCCUCCAUAUGGAAAAUCUAGCGCGCAGAAGGUGACAUCUCACCUAACCGGCCUGGUUAUAACUUGUUAGACAUCUGUCUUCAGCCGCAUAUCUAUGUGCGCUAAACGCAAGCUAUUUUCAAAAACGAGCAACUGGACAAUAAACUUGUUUGUCCAAGAUCAAUUCAAUGCCAAAGUUUCAAAUUGAAUUUUAUAAGCGUUAUCAAAAGGUAUGCAGAUCUCCCUCAGGUGAUUUUCCGGUUAGCUGCGCUCAUAUGAACCGGCAGUGAGUGUGUUUUUUUUAUGAAGCUGAUUCCAACACAGCCAAGCGGGGUCUUCGGAACGAGAAAUUGCCAUGUUCUCACUCCUUUCUGUGCAGGUGGGAUGUAUUUGCCUUCUCAUGGGCACGCGUAAGUGCCAUUUCUGCCGUCAAAAUAUGACGUCAAGCACUCGAAUAGCUUCAACGUUUUUUGUUCCGUCAUUGUUUUUGACCAUAUAAAUACGCCAUCGCGACUGAGUUAGUAUCCCAGCUGGGCAGGUUAAAAACACCCCGCCCAGCUGGGGUCAUAUAUAUUGGCCCUUAUUUCUUUCAUAUACGUCUAAACUGAUUUCUUUUCAUUUAAAGAGAUUGAAGAAGUCGGACCCCCUCCUGAAGAUUUUAGAGAAAUGUCAAUCAUUCCUCACCGCGAUGACAUCUUCAUUGAAAAGAAGCCUUAUCUUCGAAAGAACAUCAUCCAAGGAGGCUACCAGAACCUGGAUCAUUACUUGGACGUGCAAUUUCGGCUACUGCGUGAGGAUUUUCUUCGCCCGUUGAGAGAGGGUAUUAUAAACCUGGUUAAUCAUGGAAUUGAUCAGCAGCAAGGCGUGUUCAAAGAUAUUCGCAUGUACAGAAAUGUCAAGAUUCUGUAUCCCGUGUGUUCAAACUCAGGUCUGCGUCAUCACAUUCAAUUCGAUAACUCAAGGUUGAGACGCGUCAAAUGGGAAAACAGCAAACGACUUAUAUUUGGCUCACUCCUCUGUCUGUCCAAAGACCAUUUCCAGACCUUUGUAUUUGCAACUGUGGCCGACAGGGACCCGAAGGAACUAGCAUACGUAAGUUUUAAUCCCAGUUUAUCGGAUCAAUAUUAUUUGAUUAAUUUUGGCAGAAGCAGAUGUACAUAACAUCAUUACACUGUGAAAGCUAACAAAUCUUUUGCAAACACAUUUUUGAGUCGGAUAGCAAUAUUGGUCAAGCUCUAGUCUUUCACAUGCAGCGUGAUAUUGAUUGUGUUUCUAAACAGCAAUAAAAAACUCAUAACAAAAUCGCUCCCCAGUUUAACCACACAAAGUUGACAUAAAAGUUGAUUUUCUUGAACACGACUUGGCCGCUCGAAGCGAACACGACUCGGCGACAAAAACAUUAGCAAGCGACUUCUUUUAUGUUGAUCACGCGGUCGGCAAGUGGCAAAACGCGUAGCCGAGGUCCCUGAUUGCCUUAACUAUACACACGUAAAAACGCACAAGUUGUAACAAGUCUGCAAACAAGUUGUUACAAAUUUGUUCACAAGCUGUCAACAAGUUGUGUUCGCACUGCUUGUUCCUACUUUGUUGUAACAAGUUCGAAACAAGCUGUUAACAACUUGUAACAAGCUUGAUGGCAUUAUCGGCCUUGUUACAAGACUGUGCUAACAAGUUUGUUACAGCCAUGAUAUAACGAGGAUGUUGCAAGGUUGUCAACACGAGGUUGUAACAAUCUUGUUAUAUCAAGCAUGGCACAGACUUGUCAGAACAACCUUGCAACAUGCACAACUCUGAUAAUUUCGACAAGGUUGUUACAAGUUGUCAACAAGUUGUUCCAAACCUGUUGACAACUUGCGACAAGCAGUGCGAAUACAUCUUGUUGACGGCUUGCUGGCAGACUUGUUACAAGAUGUGAGAUUUUUACGUGUGUAGUUGGAGUUAUAUGGUUUCACCCAAUUAUAUAGUCCCUAUUAAAAAUUGAAGGCCAUUAUGUGGGUUAUGUGCAAAUUAGUACGAGACGUUGUGACCAUUUUGUCGUCAUUAUUUUCCAGUACAGUAUAAACCCUACCACAUACGCAAAAGGUAUAUCCACCAACCAAUGUGCCACAUUAUACCCAAUACAAUUAACACAAAUUAUAAAUUUCCCAUGACAGGGUAAACUUACGGUGCAGUUCAUGGACUUAACAAUUGACUUACAAGAUUUUUCACGCAAGAACGUCUACGAAAUGGUCGAAACAACGGCAUAUUUUGAAGCUUAUAAUCCUAUCUUAGAAGGAUUACAGCAAACCAAAGACGAGGACUUGCCAUUUCAGGUGGGUAUAAUUAUGGAGAAUAUCAAACUUGAAGGUAUAAUAAAGUUAUCAAAAGUAAAGGAAGCUCCGGACGUGUAUGCAUGUAAGCACCGUUGCACGCCAAUCUCCUCCGACA
Molecule: messenger RNA, 3368 nt
Organism: Paramuricea clavata
Lineage: Eukaryota; Metazoa; Cnidaria; Anthozoa; Malacalcyonacea; Plexauridae
Source: the annotation of a GenBank genome assembly